AUGAAAUGCGGUCUAUCAAAUGUUUUGGAUUUGUCGGAAAAAGACUUGCGACAUUCCCAACGAGCUUUAUUCACGCCAGAUACAUGGAACAAACUCAACAGCAAGUACAAUUCCUUGAUGAUAAGUCCAACAGAUUCUCUUGCUUCCCUAAAAGACAGCUGGGAAAUGAUUUCAGAAUUAUGCAUUGUAGAUAAAGACUCAUUUAAGGCAAAAAAAUACAUCAGCACUCUAGAAUCUUCAGCCUCUGCCACGAGAGAUCAGCUGCGCGUACUUGAUUUUUUUAGGGAAAUCAUUUACUUGCUAGAUUCAAAGCAGUUUAUGUUAAACAAAAAUAAUAAGGCCAAGAUAUCUGAAAGGGACUUUAGUUAUCAGCUCUGGUUACCUAUAUUCCAAAAAGUAUUUCAUAUCAACAAUGAAAUAAUUCGAAUCAAAGUAGGAGAAACUGUCCUAUCCGAGUCAACAGAGUCUAAAGCAUCUGUUUAUACAGACUCGCGAAACAUUGUCGGCUUCAAGGUAGACAUGCGCUUUUUACUUGAUUUCGAAAUGGAGGAAUUUGACGUUGCUUGUGCCGAGGCAUGCAUCCCAAUUGUACCCGAAGCCAAAAUCCAACAUGAUAUGUCAAAGCUUUUGCGUGAGGGCAAAAUCAUGCAAACUGCAGCUCUCAAUGUCAUUCAAAACAGCCGUGUAUUCUCUUGGGUGAUUCAAAUCUCAGUUCACUGUUGUCUUUCCAAGCGAGCAUUCGAACCUGCCAUUGGUCUUUGA
This is a messenger RNA of Mucor mucedo, 762 nucleotides long. RefSeq lists its product as uncharacterized. Bases 1 to 762 code for a protein of 253 amino acids. NCBI's taxonomy places the organism in Eukaryota, Fungi, Mucoromycota, Mucoromycetes, Mucorales, Mucoraceae. The record is from RefSeq and is a predicted model, not a curated record. The transcript has 2 exons.